Eutrema salsugineum is the source of this 981-nucleotide messenger RNA. RefSeq lists its product as uncharacterized. Gene Ontology annotation, molecular function: protein binding. NCBI's taxonomy places the organism in Eukaryota, Viridiplantae, Streptophyta, Magnoliopsida, Brassicales, Brassicaceae. The record is from RefSeq and is a predicted model, not a curated record. The coding region runs from base 32 to 796 and encodes 254 amino acids. The transcript has 3 exons.
CACUAAAAAAAAAAAUCUCCGACUACUAGAAAUGAUACUGAGAAGCGCGUCAUCUCUGGAACUUAACCUACGCGCCUCCCAGAAAUCGCCGGCUCCACGAUGUACAAACGCAGCUCGUGUGGUAACGGCUACUCGAUCCGUCUCUGCUUCUCCUCGAGGUUAUCAAUCGAUUCCCAGAGCUUCUUCAGAUGGAAAUCUCUACGAGAUGCGUGCGAUUCAGGCGCCGGAGAGCAAAACCAAAACGUCCAGCGUCUACUACGACGAAACGGCGUCUUCUAGGAUUUUGGAGAGAUCCGGGCUCCACCAGGGAGGUUCGAACGGUGGAUUUGGCGGUAAAGGCGGAGACGGUGCCGGAGGUGGCGGUGGAGGCGGAGGUGGGGGCGUAGAUGGUUAUUAUGAAGAGAUGAUCCAACGUUAUCCCGGCGACGCUCUUCUUCUCGCUAACUACGCUCGUUUCCUCAAAGAGGUGAAAGGAGAUGAGAGAAAAGCAGAGGAGUACUGUGAGAGAGCGAUGUUGUCUGAGAAUGGGAGAGAUGGAGAGAUGUUGUCUAUGUAUGGAGAUUUGAUAUGGAAAAAUCACGGAGACGGUGUUCGUGCUCAGUCCUACUUUGAUCAAGCUGUUCAAUCUUCUCCUCAUGACUGUCAUGUUCUUGCGUCUUAUGCUCGAUUUCUAUGGGAUACUGAAGAAGAAGAAGAGGAAGAAGAAGAAGAAGAAGAAGAAGAAGAAGAAGAAGAAGAUAUUAAUUAUGAGAAUGGUUUCUCUACCUAUAACUCAUCUGUGUCAGUUGUGUCUUGACUCUUUGUAUUGAUCUUAAACCGGUGUAAUAUAAUUAAAACUCAAAAGUCCGGUUUAAUCAUAUAUAUCUUUUGCACAUUGAGGUAGAUUGAUGGAUGCUAAUGUGUGGGAAAAAGCCAACCAUGUAUCAAAAGUCCAAAGCUGCAUUAUUGGGACAAAAGUCUGAUAUUCCAAAGAGGAUUAAA